Pipra filicauda (Wire-tailed manakin) is the source of this 2200-nucleotide messenger RNA. Its product is annotated as transcription factor COE4-like. The record is from RefSeq and is a predicted model, not a curated record. The coding region runs from base 803 to 1891 and encodes 362 amino acids. The transcript has 4 exons. NCBI's taxonomy places the organism in Eukaryota, Metazoa, Chordata, Aves, Passeriformes, Pipridae.
CCGGCUGUCCCUGUCCCCGCAGUCAUGCCGGCCAGUCCCCCCCUGGGCGCGUCGUCGGUGUCGGUCCCCGCGGGCCCCCCCGCGCCCACCCCGCCGGGGGGUUUCUCCUUCUCCCCGGUGACGAUGAUCUCGGCCGUGAAGCAGAAAAGCGCCUUCGCCCCCGUCGUGCGCCCGCCCGGCUCCCCAAACCCCGCCUGUGCCAGCGCCGCCGCCCUGCAAGACCCUCCGUUCGAGGACUCCGACAAGUUCCCGGCGCGGCCGCUCCAGGGAUUGGCCUAUUCCUAAGCACGCCGGGCCCGGCCCCCUCGAGCCGCCCUGGGAGCCGGGACGGCACCGGAGCCGCCACACGGAGCGGGACGGGGGGACCCCCACCCCAAAGGGGACCCCCACCCCAAAGGGGACCCCCGACCCCAUGGCCACGGCCCCCCCAGCACGGGCCCCCCGAGGGGACCCCGGCCCUGCUGCAGGGGGGCUUUGGGGAGCCCAGGAUGACCCAAACCCGCUGGAUUUGGCCUCGGAAAGACGUGGAGAGACCUGGGAGUGGGGGCAGCGGGACCGAGGGCACCAGGGGCCGGGAGAGGAGGGAGGGGUGUGCCAGGGUGGGGGGGAUGCCCUGAGGUGGGAUGGAUGCUCCAGGAAGAGAGAGAUUCCCUGAGGUGGGAUGGAUGCUCCAGGGUGGGAGGGAUGCUCCAGGGUGGGAGGGAUGCUCUGGAACAGGAUGGAUACUCGGGGUUGGAGGGAGGCUCCAGGGCAGGAGGGAUGCUCUGGGGUGGGGUGGAGGGAUGGAUGAAGGGAUGGAGGGAUGGAUGGAGGGAUGGAGGGAUGGAUGCUCUGGGGCAGGAGAGAUGAGCUGGGACAGGAUGGAUGGAUGCUCCAGGGUGGGAUGGAUGCUCCAGGGUGGGAUGGAUGCUCCAGGGUGGGAGGGAUGUUCCAAGGCAGGAUGGACACUCAGAGCUGGAGGGAUGGUCCAGGGCAGGAUGGAAGCUCCAGGGAGGGGAUGGAUGGAGAGAUGGAUGGAGAGAUGGGUGGAUGCUCUGGAGAGGGCUGGAAGCUCCAGGCUGGGCUGGAUGCUUUGGAAUGGGAUGGAUAUUUGUGGUUGGAGGAUGCUCCAGGCAGGAGGGAUGGAUGCUCCAAGGUGGGAUGGAGAUCCCUGGAUAGGAAGGAUGCUCUGGGAUGGAAUGGGUAUCCCUGGGACAGGAAGGAUGCUCUGGGCUGGGAUGGAUAUUCCAGGACAGGAAGGAUGCUCAGGUGGAAUGGGUAUCCCUGGACAGGAAGGAUGCUCUGGGAUGGGAUGGGAUGGAUAUUCCAGGACAGGAAGGAUGCCCAGGGAUGGGAUGCUCUGGGAUGGGCUGGGAUGGAUAUUCCAGGACAGGAAGGAUGCUCUGGGAUGGGAUGCUCUGGGAUGGGCUGGGAUGGAUAUUCCAGGACAGGAAGGAUGCCCAGGGAUGGGAUGCUCUGGGCUGGGAUGGAUAUCCCAGGACAGGAAGGAUGCUCAGGUGGAUCCAGCUCCCCCCACCGUUCCCAGCUCUCUCCCAGCUGUGCGGCUCCACAUCUGGAGCUGCCCACCCCCGGCUCCCAGGGCUGGAUCCCGGAUCCCAGAUCUGUGCCCGUGCAGGAUCGGGCCCCGGUGCCCCCCCGGGUGGGGACGCCCCUGUCCCUUCCCUGUCCCUGUCCCUGCCCCCGGGGCCGUGGCGUCUCCUCCCCUCGUUAUCAAUCCUCAUUAAUAGCAACACUCGAGUUAUUUUUAGCCCGGGGGGAGCCCUGGGUGGGGGGAGGGGGGGUCAGGGGACCCCAGCCCGGCCCUGCAGCCCCCAGGGGGGUGUCCCAGUCCCCCCCUUUGCCCUCCCUCCCCCCCCCAGCUGGGAAGGAGCAGCGGGAACUUUGUACAUAAAAAGGGUUCAACCCCAACACCUUCAACCCCCCCUCCCCCAUAUCCCCCCCCCCCGUGUCUCCUGUCACCACUCACUGUCCCUGUUCGGUGUCAGUGUAUGUCCCCCCCCGGGACCCCCCCGUGGCCACCCCGGGCAGGGCUGGGGGGGUCCUCGGGGACAGGGACCCCCAGGGACGGGACCCCCGUGCACAGGGACCCCCGGGGACAGCCCCCCCUUCCCCCGCGGCGCUGCCAGGGCGUGGCCGGGGGGGUGUCCCUCGUUUUGGGGGGGGGGGGGCUGUGCCGUGGGAAUAAAGGCCUUGCAGAAGG